CUAGUUCAGCAGUGGAGCGAAAACGAACAGACUUCUGGAUUGUUUGCUGGAUAGAAAUACUGCGUUCUGAUUGGUACAUGUUCAAAAAUGGACAUGACAAUUCACCUAUCAAAACGCAAUAUUUCCAUCCAGCACGAAAACAAGCAUCGUGUGCUGCUGGCUUUAUUUCGAUUAGAUCCAAAACUCAGCGCACGUGAUGUUGAAAGUUGUGUCCGAUUUUUACAAAAGCGAAUUUGUACCCCUUAAAUUGUUACAUAUUCUUACGUGAUGUAACUUUGUGCGGCUGUUUUCAAAUAUUUUUAUAAAAUGGAAAAGUGCAGAAUAUGUGGCUCUGCUGAUUUCUAUAAGGAUUCCGGUUAUUUUUUCUGUGUAACAUGUCAAACGCAAAACGAGGAUAUCAGAGAAGAAAUAUUAGAAGUACGUAUAGAUGAUACUACAAAAUUGAGGAAAACGAGAAUUCGUUGUGCGAGACGCAGCAGAACAGAUGAGGAGCUUGGAUGGACAUCAUGGGAACUUUACAAUUUUGUUUUGGUUGGUUUAACGAAUGAACUUAUUGAACUUGGUGCACCAGUAGAUAUAAAAGUUACAGUAUUACAAUUAUGGGCAAGAUAUCUUGGGAAAUUAGAAGUAGCUUUUAUAUCAACAAAAAGGAAACUUGUACCAAAAUUAGCUAGAAAAUAUAAAAAAAGAGAUGCUGAAAUUAUAUAUGGUAAAAUUUUCACCCAGGAAAAAACUAGAAAACGAAAGAAAACUGAUAGUGUAAUAAGUUCUAAAGCUUCUACUUAUCAAAGUGAAGGAAGUUCUUUAAAAGAAUUAAAUAGGAAUAAAAGACUUAUGAUUACUGCUGACUAUGAUAGGUUAAUGCAGUCACAAGCAAGUUCAGAUGGAGAUGCACUUAGUGGAUUUAAUCAAAGUGGUUACAGUGCGCAGUUCACUACAGGGCAAUCUUCUGAGAACCAUGGAAGGAUACAUUUCAAUUCUUCUGCUAAAGAUGAAAUGAGGAAAGUAAGAAACAUGGCGAAGAAAAUACCACGAAAUAAACGCAGUAAAUAUAAAGAAAGUUACAUAACUAAUCAAUAUAAAAUGGGACCAGAGUUAAUUACACCCAUGAAGUUAUGGGCAAUCUUAUAUUUGGCCUUAAGAAUCCACAAUAAUGAUAUGCAGUUAGGCGACAUGCUAAGAUAUGGAAGAGAAGGGCAUUUAUCCUAUUAUAAAUUGGAUCACUUGAUCCCUCCUGAAGUAACUUUGAAAAGAAGUGACUUAAAUUUCUUAUCACGAGUUAUGGAUAUAACGCACAAGGGAAUGAGAAGAAUAAUUGGAAGUAUGGCGACAUUUCUUGGAGUCACAAAAAUAAUAUGCCCAAAUUUCUCCUCACUUAUCAACCGAUAUUGCAUCGAAUUAGAAUUACCAAGGGGCAUAUCGCUAUACGGAGAAAGAUUAGUGGCUUUGUCCCCUCCAAAGAUGAAAUUUGAUAAAAAGUCCUACAUCCCAAAUUAUGAAGGUCGUGCCAUGGCUUUUAUUAUUGUAAUAUUGAAAACAUUAUUUGCUUUGGAUGGCAUCACAGAAUAUGAAGUUAGUAAUUUUGCUGACAAAGUUAAUAGUGCAAUCAACGAUGAAAGUAUUUAUAUGACGAAAUUAUUCAAUUUCCGAGAAUGGCAAAGGCAUAUCGAAUGUAGACGGACCGUCUUGGCUAAUAUGCAUUUUCCCACAAAGUUGAAAUAUAAUCUGAAUAUACCAGUCGUUGAUAGUCUAUAUUUAAAAUUUUUGGAGUCGAUAAAUUCCAAAACGGACAGGGAGAAACCUGAGAUAACCACAUAUAAACAUUUAAUAUCGAGUGAACUUGUUCACGCGAUGAAACAGUGUAUUACCAACGUAAAUCAUAUCGAUUUACCACUGAACGAAAUAAACGUAUUUGCUCCUUCAUUAACGCCACAUCGUUCAUAUAUUUUACAGUUGUUAGAACAUCUACAAUACGAUCUUCCAAAUAUACUUAGAAAAGAUUUCUAUUCUACAAAAGUUGGAUAUAUGACAAAACCAGAAUCUAUCUACGAUUUGGCUCGACGUUACGAGAUACAAUUGAAUUUUAUUGAUUCAAAUUUGCAUUUUAUUGAGAAGACCGUACCUUUUUACGAGCAGAUGAAAAUGGCCAGUAUAAAGGAUUUGAAAGACUGUGUUGAGAUAUAUGAUUAUAUGGAAGAGGAAAUCAGAAGUGAUGAACAGAAGGCAGAUUUUAACGACUAUUUACACAAGAAAAUACCUUGUCAACUUAAAAUUGAUAUAAAGAAAAAACAGUAUUACGAUGAGGCUUGUAAUACAAAUGUAAAAAUUCCUCCAUUAGUAUCACCCACUGAAUUCAUAUUUCACGAGACUUUUGUAGAUGGUAAAUUGUCGAUCUCAGAUAGAAAUGAUAAUGGAGAUUUUAAAGAUGCAGAUUCUCAAGAUACUCAUGUAAACGAUAUUUUUCUUGAAGAGGCAAAAUCAUCAUCAUUAUCAAAGUUUUGUAAAAUAUAUAAUUUAAAUCUCUCCGAUACAGAAAAAACAGCUAUGACCAAAAAUGUAUGUUUGGAAAAGAAGCAGAAACGUCGAUCCCUGAGAGGUACAGACGGUAAAUUUGUUAAGCAAAACAAUGUCCUUUUGGAACAAAAUAUUGAUAAUUCAAACGAAGAUCGUACACAUUGUACAGAACAAACCAAGGCAAAUCCAUACAUACACAAAGUAAUUGAGAAUAUAUUACCAGAGAUUUUAGAUAUUUGUAAUUUGAAUGACACAUUAAUGUUUAAUGAUAUUGCGAAGAUUGAAGUUGGACACGAUAAUCAGCCUGAGAAUUCUCGAAAAAUAGUUGAAGUAGCUAUGGAUAAAUUCUCCUAUAUAUUAGAUAAAAAAACUGAUGACACUUUUAAAUUAUUUAGGCCAUUUAAGGAUUAUUGGAUGUAUCGUUGUAACUUUAGUCGCGUGAAGCCAAAGAAUUUCGAAUUGUUCGAGAAAACGCUGCCGAGAAGCUUCAGAUGGUUAUUGAAUGAAUGUGCAAGCGUCGUAGAAAUGUCAUCGGAAGAUUUAUACGAAGAAGUGUGCCUCGUUGAAGCUUAUUAUGCAAAUGUUUCCGAUCAACUGGAAAUUCGCACGAAUGCAAAGAUUGAAAACGCAAUUCUGAAAAAAUGGUAAAACAAAAUGGAUGGAAAAUAAAGUCAAGAUUUGUGAUACAGUUGGUCAAUAUAAUAUCUUUUUUCCAUACAUAACGGUCUUUUUUCUUACGAAUUCCAACAUGUCUCAUUGAAAUAUAUCAUAGUAAUUUAUAACGAUUUUUAGAUCAACUUAAAAUCUGCGUGCACAAAUUAACAUAUUUCAUAAAAUCAAAGCAAAAUCUGUGUGCAGAUAUUCUUUAUGUAAUGGAGCAAAUAUU
This is a messenger RNA of Dinoponera quadriceps, 3400 nucleotides long. It is a transcript of the gene TAF1B, whose product is annotated as TATA box-binding protein-associated factor RNA polymerase I subunit B. Gene Ontology annotation, cellular component: RNA polymerase I core factor complex; RNA polymerase transcription factor SL1 complex. Gene Ontology annotation, molecular function: RNA polymerase I core promoter sequence-specific DNA binding. The record is from RefSeq and is a predicted model, not a curated record. Gene Ontology annotation, biological process: RNA polymerase I preinitiation complex assembly; nucleolar large rRNA transcription by RNA polymerase I. NCBI's taxonomy places the organism in Eukaryota, Metazoa, Arthropoda, Insecta, Hymenoptera, Formicidae. The transcript has 10 exons. The coding region runs from base 307 to 3162 and encodes 951 amino acids.